Messenger RNA from Pseudomyrmex gracilis, 582 nucleotides. It is a transcript of the gene Snapin, whose product is annotated as SNAPIN protein homolog. The record is from RefSeq and is a predicted model, not a curated record. Gene Ontology annotation, molecular function: SNARE binding. Gene Ontology annotation, biological process: regulation of synaptic vesicle exocytosis; lysosome organization; lysosome localization. Bases 29 to 484 code for a protein of 151 amino acids. The transcript is spliced from 2 exons. NCBI's taxonomy places the organism in Eukaryota, Metazoa, Arthropoda, Insecta, Hymenoptera, Formicidae. Gene Ontology annotation, cellular component: BORC complex; BLOC-1 complex; synaptic vesicle.
CGAACGCGUAACCUCACAAGGCGCAAACAUGGACGUGGAUACUGCGAGCGAUAAUACGUCUAUUGAUGACAAGAUAGAUGAUUUCUGUGAGAAUCCUACGCGAGAUGCUUUGACAGAGGGUCUUAUGAGUCUGUUGAAGCCUACGGUGGAUCAAUUGGACGAAAGAAUCCGGGCUACAAGGAUAUGUCAAAUAGAAUUAAAGCAGCAGAUCGAUUCUUUAACUGAGGAACUUCAGAAGACCAUUGAAGCUCUGCAAUAUCCAUUAGAUACAGAUUCUUAUGUAAAGAAGCUUAUUAAUGCUAAACAUAAGAUAACCAUUGUCAGCAACAUUCUGCAAACUACUCAGGAGCGAUUGAACAAGGUACAUCAAGAUGUUGAAAAAAGCAUUGCCAAAAAGAAGACAUUGUUAGAUAAUAGUUCUGCAUAUAGCAGUGUUACUUCUGAACCCGAUAAGGAAGAACCAACAGUUCCUGAUAAGCAAUAGUUCUAUAUAUAUAAUUUGUUUAAGUAAAAUAAUAAUGUGAUAUUACUUCCAAAUUGUGCUACUUACUUGCAAUUAUUUUACACAUUUUAUAUAAAAAC